Miniopterus natalensis is the source of this 3591-nucleotide messenger RNA. RefSeq names its product cAMP responsive element binding protein like 2 (gene CREBL2). NCBI's taxonomy places the organism in Eukaryota, Metazoa, Chordata, Mammalia, Chiroptera, Miniopteridae. The record is from RefSeq and is a predicted model, not a curated record. Gene Ontology annotation, cellular component: nucleus. Gene Ontology annotation, molecular function: DNA-binding transcription factor activity. Gene Ontology annotation, biological process: regulation of DNA-templated transcription.
GUCUGUAAACACACCCAGACUGUCAUGGAGGGGGAGGAGGGGGCGGUGGCUGCGAAAGGAGGCGUUUUGGACCUCCUCCAGGGUCCGCUCUGCCAUUCCUGAACUGGUCCCUCGUCCCCGUGACUGUGGCAUCAGGGAAGAGAACUGUUAGGCGAGAGGAGGCAGUCAGAACCAUAGCCCCUUCUUCCCCCGGGGCGGGGGCCGGGCCGGGCCAGGCCGGCGGAGCCGGGGAGGGCAGGGGGAGGGAGCGCCUGGCCAGGCUGGCCUGCCUGCCGAGAUGGAUGACAGUAAGGUGGUUGGAGGCAAAGUAAAGAAGCCUGGCAAACGUGGUCGGAAGCCAGCUAAAAUUGACUUGAAGGCAAAACUUGAGAGAAGCCGGCAGAGUGCAAGAGAGUGCCGGGCCAGAAAGAAACUGAGGUAUCAGUACUUGGAAGAGUUGGUAUCCAGUCGGGAAAGAGCCAUAUGUGCCCUCAGAGAGGAACUGGAAAUGUACAAGCAGUGGUGCAUGGCAAUGGACCAAGGAAAAAUCCCUUCUGAAAUAAAGGCCCUACUCACUGGAGAAGACCAGAGCAAAUCUCAGCAGAACUCAAGCAGGCACGCGAAGGCUGGGAAAACAGACGCUAACAGCAAUUCCUGGUGAAGAUCAUGUAAAAUGAUGAGUCAGUGAUUGGAGUCAAUAUCCUGAUUCCCAUGAAGGAUGAAUGGGCAAGAUUGUACUUGGCUCCAUUUACUACCUACUGCUCCAUAGUCAUCUCUGUAGAUCUGCAGUUUCUACCAAAUGUGUGAUCAUAGAUCUCAAAGGAUUUUGCUUUAACUUUUAACACUUAGAAAAUUUACAGACAUUCAGACCUGUUCUGGUUGGUAUUGCCACCCAUGGCAUUUAACAUGUUGCAAUGCUUGAAAACACAGGAGUAGAGAAAAUGGGUAAAGAUUGUAUUUUUGCACCUUAACUCCACAUUGCUUUAUUGGUUAAUUUAUAUUCUUUCCAUUGUAAUUGUAUGUGUAUGUGUGUUUAGGUGUCACUUCCUUUCAUGUUUUUGAUUGCCCUGCAAACAGAAACCAAAUAGGCUGAUUACUGACUAAGUUCUUAGCCUUUAUGGACCUAAUUUUUCUCUUUAUAUGUACUUGAGUAACGUCUGUUUUCUGCAUGAACCAUUAAUUCUCCUGUGAGCCAUUCCAGCAUAAGCUGUGAAUAUAUAUUAACCAAUAUAUACAUUUCUAUUUUUAUAAUCCAUAAUGAUAUGCCUGUUUUAAAUAGUGUACAUGUUAACAACAUCUAUCAGGAAAGCCCUCAAGACAGCCUCUAUUUAAAACUUUCGUUGCUGUCGUCUCAAACUGUAUUUAUAACAGUUUGCUAGCGCCUAAUCCAUACUUGGAGAGUAAUCAGUCAAAUUUUAUUUUUGAACAAGAAAUAACCUUUUAGGCAUUUCAGCAGUAUACAACAUCUUGACAACCCAGAGUGUAUAUGUAUUUAUGUGUUUCUGUUGUAUGUGUAUAUGUGUAUGUGGGGAAGGCAGGAGUGAAUGUUCACACACAUUUCCUUGUGUAGUCAACUAACUUGGAAAGUUUUCCUAAAGAGAAUAGACUAAAAUUAGCUGCUGAGAUUGAGUUUCUGCCUCAAGAGAUCUGGAACAAAAUGAGGGGAAAAUUGCUGGUAGAUCAAUUGCUAUAGCCAUAACUAGAACACUUAGUUUAUUCCCUGAUAUGAGUUUCCUUAUGAAUGUGUUCUGAGCCAGAAAGAAACACAGUAGGUGUGCAUCUGGUUCAGCCCCUGCUAUGCCUCCACUCGGGAGUGAAACACUGGAGCUAGAGUUAUGCACAGCACCACACCUAGGAGGUGCCCAAGGGCAGAGUAGUCCUUUCCAGUUCCCAUCUCUGUGACACUGUCUUCCUGACCACCAAAUGGAGGGAUGGUUGAGGAAUCCAGCUCAUACACUCAGAUAGACCUAGGAAUCUUUUGAUUUUCCCAUUGAGACCCUCUCUCUUCUCUUUCUCCUAGUUAAAUGAGGAGUUAUGUUCCCUGUUGCUGCUAAAUUAUAAUUGUCCUUGGCUCUAAUGAAGCAAAUAUUUGGCUUCUAAACAAAAUAUGUUUUGUUAUGAAAUGGUAGUUGAAGAGGAGACAUCAUAUUCUACUUUGUCUGUGAGGUGGAACAUGAGAUGGACCACAUAGUUUCAGAUAACAAGGUACUUCCCCCACCCCUUCUCUUAGGCUAUGCAUUUGAAUAAAGUGCCUCCCCUCAGCCUGAGUUCCUAAAGGUCUCUUGUGCUUAGGUUGUAAACUCGGAUCUCUAGUCCAGUCCUGUGUGACUACUGAUAAACCACUAGCCCAGACUGCUGGGUCUCUCUGUGUUUUGGUGGACGGGGUGGGGUGGGGGGAUGGUUAAGAGUAUUUAAUUUUUUUUAGGAUCAUAAAUAUAGAUAAAGGAUUGUUAAUAUUCAGGCCUUCAGAAUUUAAGUGUUUCAAAUAUAGUGUUCAGGUUGUAAUGGGUCUGUUUUGCCAUCUAGCCUACUCAAAUGUAUAUUUUUUAUUUUGCAAAACAACCCAAGAUGUACUCUAUGUUACUUUGUUCAGUACCUUUUGAAUUCCCCGGAAGAGUUGUUUUCAAAGCAAACAUUCCAAAAUGAAUGUGGCUCUUCAGUGGAAUGUCUCCAUUGUGCUUGAAGUAUUUCUUCUCUGGCUAUCAUUUUAAAUUACAGGGUCAGGUAUCUGAGAUACACCUCCAACCCCAGUAUCUUUACAAGAGCAGUGACUUUGUCCUCAGGUCAGGUAGAAGAUGUAUAACGUUGGGGGAAAGUAAAUUACAAUUUAUUUGAGUUUAUUCCUAAACCUUAUCUGUAAAUUACAAUUUAUUUGAGUUUAUUCCUAAACCUUAUCGGUAUUUUGGAGUAGAUCAAAACCAAGGAACUGUUCCUUGGUUUUGAAAAGGAAGGUUUUGAUUGCUUUGGGUAUUGAGCUCACUGCAUGCUUUGGCCACUUGAAGCACAUUAAUAAAUGUCACUGAUUAAAACAGCUGGAGCAUAUCUUUCCCCAUUUCAGUUAGGGAGCAGCAUACUUAAAUCUAGCCUCUCUCCCCUACCUAUAAUGCUGGCUGAGAGGACACAGAAGAGGGUGAGACAGUGAACUCAGUCCCUCUGGAGCAGUGGUGUUCUCCUUGCUCUCUGAGUCACAGAGUUGUUGUUUUUUUUUCUUUUUAACCCAAAGAAAGGAAGGUAAGGGGGGAAAUGUGUUUGUAUAGUUAGACCAAUCAUAAUCUGUCACUAAUUUAGCAUAGACCUGCCAUAUAUUAGAGCGACUGAAUAUAAUAUGGAAUAAGUUUGACCAGGUCAAGUUUUAGGAUAUGGUUGAAGUUCUUAAAUUUUUUUUCUAUUUUACCUAAAAUCUUUUUAUUGUAUUUAAAUCAGAAUCUAUCUUAUUGCAGUAAAUUCAUGUAGCAGUUUACCAGCUAAUUGGCAGUAUUUAUCAGCUUCACCAUUUAGCAUUUUCUCUUAUCAUCUUUGAAUUAUGAUAGACUUGAUCUGGCUUAUUACAAAAAGUGUAGGUUUAAACUGGACUUGCCUUUAGUUAAAAUAAAGGGAAAUAUAAAUGCUGUA